ACAACUCCCGUAGACAUGCGCUUGGAGCUCGGGCACGCAAGGCCGGCCAGGGCGUCCUGGUCGUACGUUUCGAAAUGCCGUUCGCUAUAUGGUGCAACCACUGCCCGAAACCGACAAUUAUUGGCCAAGGCGUACGGUUCAAUGCGGAGAAGAAGAAAAUAGGAGCCUACUACUCAACGCCGAUCUAUAGUUUCCGCAUGAAACACACUGCUUGCGGAGGAUGGAUAGAGAUACAAACGGACCCGAAAAACACAGCAUACGUUGUCACCGAAGGCGCCAAGAAGAGGGAUACAGGCGAGGAUAAAGUCAAAGAAGGCGACUUCGUGAUACAAACGCCCGAGGAGCGCGAGCAGAUGCGCAACGACGCAUUUGCGGCAUUAGAAGGGAAAGUUGAGGACCGGCGACGGUUUGUCAGCGACAGUCAUCGGAUAGAGGAACUCAAGCGUGCUAGUGAUAAAGACUGGGAAGAUCCCUAUGAGAAAAGCAGGAAGCUCCGGCGCACAUUUCGUGUGGAUCGGAAGCUCCGAGAAAAGCAAGCGCUGGCUGAUGAGGACCUCCGUGAUCGUUUGAGUCUGGGCAUAGAUCUGCUUGAGGAAUCUGAAGGAGACCGUCGUCGUGCGGGAUUAAUUGAUUUUGGCGUUUCCGAAGCGGAUACAUCGUCCAUUACGAAAGCUACGGCUCGGCCACUGUUCGCGUCUGAUAAUUCGCAAUCCGACAUUCAAGUAGCACCGAAGGGGUCAUCUAAGAAAAAACGGAAAGUCGCAAAGGAAGUCGAAAUACGAGACAAACUUUAUAAAGAACUCAGCAGCAACACAAGGGCUGCUAUAGAUCCGUUUUUGAACAGCGAGCGGGACUGGGGCCCUUCGCCAACAGAUCGAUUUGUUAUUUCAGGACUUAAACGCAAAAGGACAGAAGGAUCUCCUUCUACGCAAGAUCGUAGCUCUACAACAGAAGAAGAACUAGCUGGUUUCAAGACGCCAGCUGAAGACGAGUCUACUGUGGCUAAUUCGGGGCCAUCUGCCAUUGCGCUGGUGGAUUAUGAAUCUGAUGACUGAAUGACAUACAUGAUACAAAUGAUACCUAGCAUGAAUAUACAUUUUCAAAGUCGCCUACCAGCACCGUUCCAGUUGCUUAGUUUGAACAUCACACAUGUAAUGAAUAGACCAGCAAUAACGAUAGCAUCAUAUGCGGUUGCUUGGACUUGAUAUGCACCAUAUUUUGAC
This is a messenger RNA of Xylona heveae TC161, 1223 nucleotides long. RefSeq lists its product as hypothetical. The transcript has a single exon. Gene Ontology annotation, biological process: mRNA splicing, via spliceosome. The record is from RefSeq and is a predicted model, not a curated record. Lineage: Eukaryota; Fungi; Ascomycota; Xylonomycetes; Xylonales; Xylonaceae. Bases 75 to 1055 code for a protein of 326 amino acids. Gene Ontology annotation, cellular component: post-mRNA release spliceosomal complex; U2-type spliceosomal complex.